GCAGAGGAGAAGAUCGAAAUGACAGUCCCCGUGACCCAGCACCUGAAGACCCCGACGGCCUACGCCGAAAGCUCGGACAUGUGCUUCUACAUUCCCCAGAAAUUUCAGGAGAAUCCGCCUGAGCCGGCCGAGAAGGAAGUCUACAUCGAGGAACGGAAGACGGAGCAGUUCCUGGUCAACCGCUUCAGCGGAUUCGCAUCGCGGCGGGACUACGAGAAAGUCGCGGCGAAACUCCUGGAGGCGGCGACGCGGGACGCCGUGAAGGGCGUGGACAACAGCACGCACUGGAUCGCCGGGUACCAGUCGCCGUGGAAACUUUUCAGCAGGAGGAACGAGGUCUGGUUUCGCGUCGAGGGUUGAGGAGUCGCCGCAAUUUAUUUUUUUUUAUUCUUCUGCGAGAAUGGGUGGAAGUCGGAAUAAAAAAAAGGUGGA
Messenger RNA from Darwinula stevensoni, 432 nucleotides. The record is from the annotation of a GenBank genome assembly. Lineage: Eukaryota; Metazoa; Arthropoda; Ostracoda; Podocopida; Darwinulidae.